Messenger RNA from Aspergillus niger, 1071 nucleotides. RefSeq lists its product as uncharacterized. The transcript is spliced from 2 exons. The coding region runs from base 1 to 1071 and encodes 356 amino acids. NCBI's taxonomy places the organism in Eukaryota, Fungi, Ascomycota, Eurotiomycetes, Eurotiales, Aspergillaceae. The record is from RefSeq and is a predicted model, not a curated record.
AUGGCUCUUACUCAACCUUCAACUUCGGAGAGGACGAUCCGCAAAAUUGACAUUGCCCAGGUGUCCCUCAGCCUUCAGGAUCGUUUAGGCCUCGCCAAAGUCAAAUAUCAGAACGGACGUCUACAGGCCCUCGGACCAAACCAUAAUGGCGGAAUACAGGUGUGCUUGGGAAGUGACCGGCCGUCGGAUUCUUCGUCGGAGGUCUCGCACAGCCGGAGUGAAACCCCAUUGACUCCGCCUCCCUUGCCCAACUCGUCAUAUUCAAAGGAGCUCCCUCGAUCGUCUCGGAAUAGACAUGCAGCAACCUUCGAUUCAAAGGCAAUGCAGCCCAUGCUGUCUGCCAGCCGAAAGCGUCUACGAUCGGACUCAAUUACAGACCGUACGAUCAAAGCCCCCCGGGUGUCUUGGAAAAGUUCACACCACCUGCCUGAAUCGUCUCCAGGCUUCAACCGACAGCACCUGAACCGACACCUUCCCAUUCCCUUCAUGUCAGAUAUCCCCGAGUAUUCCUCGCCGGCAUAUCCUCCUCACUCAGAAGACGACAACGACCCCGACCUCCCCGUUCACAGUUUUCAGCAUGUCAGCUCUAUGGCAGGCUCUUCACCUCCCCGCACGCCUCCUCCCAAGCACGCCCGUCUAUCCCGGAACGACCGACAAUUGCGGCAUGCAGACGGAGCAGAUUUGCUUCUGUACCUGGCCAAUUCCCCAACUCCGGCCAAACCGCAGCAGGCUCGGGACUUCCCUCCGUCGACUCCUCCGAGCCAGCACGCCGCUCUGCCGUCACUAACACCCACUCCUGGCGGCGGCGGCGUCUUCCCCAACUUCGGCACUCCGAAUCAACAGUUCAACUUUGCCGACUUUGUGAAUGUAACACCCAGUCCUGCCCAACCCCCCUGGGGCGGUCGCACGCCUGGAGGGCCCUCCAGAACACCCCUUGCGAACAAGGAGCGAAAGAGAUCUAAUCUUGACGGCCUGCUGCCCCCGAGCACGGACAGCCCGAGGAACCGCGGAAAGGGGCCUGCCAUGGUCCUCCAACUCGGUGAAGAGCUGCGACCGGAGAAAAGCAAAUAA